AUGUCCAAUGCCAAGUCGCGAUGGAAAAUCUUGGCCCAAGCGAUUAAGUCUUCGGAUUUGACGCCCAAAAUCCAGGAUGAGCGCGGACUGGUCCGAUUCCCUUCCUAUCAACUCGUUCUGGCUCGACCCAUUUCGGCUGAAUCGACUCCAGCCUUGGCCGAAAAAGGCCAACGAGAUUGGUUUCUCAUUUCCUCCCCGCAUUUUCCGGCCCUCCAACUGAAGGUAGCCCAUGUGAAGGCCAACUUCUCCACGCAAGAUCUGAUUGGGUUCAAUAACACCGGGAACGUGUGUAUUUGGCCUUCAGAGGAAUGUCUGGCUUGGUUCCUGCUUGAACAUUCCCAUUUGUUCCAUGGGAAAUCCGUUCUGGAAUUGGGCGGAGGCAUGACCUCUUUGGCGGGUCUGAUUUUGGCCCAAUUGGGCCACCCGAAACGAGUUGUAUUAACCGAUGGCAAUCCCACGUCCGUGGAGAACCUCGAACUGAUUCUCAAACACAACCCCCAACUCAAAUCCAAAGUCGACGUACAAAUCCUCAAAUGGAACGACAUCCCGCCCGACAUGUGCGGAGAUUUUGAUCUCGUACUGUGCUCUGAUUGUUUAUUUUUUGACGAGUACCGAAAUGAUUUAACCCAAUGCAUUUAUCAAACCUUAAAACCCCAUGGCCAAGCAUUUGUGGUCGCUCCUAGUCGGAACGGAACUUUUUACCACUUUCGUGACCAAUGUCAAGAGCGUUUUGAGGAUGUGCGUCAUCUCGAAAAGUAUUCUGAGCAAGUGACUCGGCGGCAAAAAGUAUUGACCCAAGACAAAGUUUUCAACGAAGACAUUCAUCUUCCGCUCAUGCUUCAAAUCACCAAAGGGUUUGCGUUGAAAAGCACAUUGUAAGCUUGACAGAGUACGAUUUUCGAACGUCUCGUGAUUUUGCCGCCGCUUUCUGUCCUUCUUUCACUCGCGAUCUUAAUUCCGCAAUGCUCAUAUUGACUUUUUACUCGACCUUCAAGACCUCCCGAGAUCGUUUUGGCCGCAGUCCAAACUAUGUCACGUGUGGCUGAUUUAUCUCGAAACCUCCUUCUUUUAUUUGCUGUGAUACAAAACCUUAUCAUUCAUCAUCCGAACUUCUUAGACCAGUUCAAACGUCGUCAUUUACUUGAGUUACCAUAUGUUUUGCUAUGUGCGGAUCCCUCUUGCCAGCAGAAUGUGCACGAAACAAUAAAGAUAUUAAUUGGUCA
This is a messenger RNA of Tigriopus californicus, 1223 nucleotides long. Its product is annotated as calmodulin-lysine N-methyltransferase-like. Gene Ontology annotation, cellular component: cytoplasm. The transcript is spliced from 2 exons. NCBI's taxonomy places the organism in Eukaryota, Metazoa, Arthropoda, Copepoda, Harpacticoida, Harpacticidae. Gene Ontology annotation, molecular function: calmodulin-lysine N-methyltransferase activity. The record is from RefSeq and is a predicted model, not a curated record. The coding region runs from base 1 to 879 and encodes 292 amino acids.